AGUACCCAAAACAAUCAAUGACAGGUGCACGGCUGUGCACAACACUAUGAGACUGCUAUCAUAAUAGUUGUUUACAUGUAUUAGAUAGGUCACUAACUAACACUGCAUAUUUACACUUAAUUUCCUAUGAACAACUAAUGUCUUGAAAAUACUAGAUAAAAAAAUGGAUGAUAGCAAUACUAUUGUGGAAACCAAUAAAGACACUAUUAAAGUAUUAAGGUUUAACAAACCACGGAAGAAAAAUGCAAUCGACGGUAAUAUGUACGGUCGGGUGGCAAAAAUACUGAACGAAGCAGCGAUGGAUGACAGUGUCAGCAUGGUCGUGGUAACCGGAACAGCGGACUUUUACAGCAGCGGCAAUGACGUAUCCAACUCUUGGAGUGAAUCUGAAGAUGUCCAUAUUAAACUUUUAAAGGAUUUUAUCGAAGCGUUUAUAAAAUUUCCCAAGUUACUAAUAGCUAUUGUAAAUGGACCUGCUAUAGGAAUCGCGGCUACAACCUUGGCCCUCUGUGAUUUGGUAUUUGCGUCAGAAAAUGCUUAUUUUUACACACCUUUUCCAAAAUUACAUAUAACUGCUGAAGGAGGUUCUACACUAACAUUCCAGAGACUUAUUGGACAACGAAAGGCUGCAGAAAUGUUACUGUUUAACCAUAAAAUGUCAGCCAAGGAAGCUCUGGAGGUCGGUUUCAUCAAUCGUGUGUACAAGCACGAUGAAUUAGAAGCGAAAUCGUGGGAGAAGAUAAACGAGAUUUUAAAACUACCCGCAAGUUCUAUACUUGCCACUAAAAACUUGCUACGCAGAGUUUACUACGAUGAUCUCUUGAAAACCAAUGAUAUUGAAAUUGAAGUACUAAAAAAAUCGCUCAAAGCUAAGAGUAAUUUGUAAAUAACAUUUUUGAAGAUUACUUGUUGUCAUUCUGUUGUUAUACUUUGUAAGAUAUUUUUAUAAUAUUGUGAAGGGAAGUAAUAAAGCUUUUUUAGAAAUAACA
Molecule: messenger RNA, 989 nt
Organism: Papilio polytes (common Mormon)
Lineage: Eukaryota; Metazoa; Arthropoda; Insecta; Lepidoptera; Papilionidae
Gene: Dci
Product: enoyl-CoA delta isomerase 2, mitochondrial-like
Exons: 4
Coding region: 164-886 (240 amino acids)
Source: RefSeq, a predicted model, not a curated record